Messenger RNA from Dissoconium aciculare CBS 342.82, 460 nucleotides. RefSeq lists its product as uncharacterized. The record is from RefSeq and is a predicted model, not a curated record. The transcript has a single exon. The coding region runs from base 94 to 402 and encodes 102 amino acids. Lineage: Eukaryota; Fungi; Ascomycota; Dothideomycetes; Mycosphaerellales; Dissoconiaceae.
GUCUAGAGAAAAUGAAAAUUCUCUUCUUCUUCGUCUUCAUCAUCAUCGUCGUCGUCGUCGUCGUCAUUGCUAUUGCCAUGUUUGAUUCGAGGAAUGGACCACCAACGACGUGGAAAGUCGGUCGUCCUCUUCUCCUUAUUCUUCUUCUUCCUCCUCCCCGGAUAUAUGACAGCAACUCGUUUUCCGUCUCCAUCCUACUCCUGGCCUUACCUUCGCGCCUUCCAUCCUCUUUCCCUUUUAUUAAUCCAACGCGCCUCUUAUACGAAUUUUUCUGUCCUGAUGCUACAUUUGCCAUCCUCCCCUAAGACGGACGUGACUCUGCUUUUAACAUGGAGAGAGAGAGAGGAGAGGAAAGGAGGAGAGGAAAGGAGGAGAGACAGGAGGGGAGAGAUGUGUGCUUAGGGUUGUCUCGACCCUAAGCUCGCCCUCCUCCAGCUCCAGCCGCAACUGAUGACUGAUC